Molecule: messenger RNA, 2538 nt
Organism: Scatophagus argus
Lineage: Eukaryota; Metazoa; Chordata; Actinopteri; Scatophagidae
Gene: gan
Product: gigaxonin
Exons: 13
Coding region: 164-1972 (602 amino acids)
Biological process (GO): cytoskeleton organization
Molecular function (GO): protein binding
Source: RefSeq, a predicted model, not a curated record
UUUCCAUAUUUGGUUUGGUUUUGAAUGCAACAUAAUACAUGACUCCUCGACUUCACAUCCACUUCCAACAUUUUUAUAUGGCGUGACUCAUGUAGGUUAGUUAGUUACUCCCCGUGCACAUAAAAAGAAAGAAGCAUAACGUAGUCUUAAGUCAAGCGUUGACAUGCCCCACUCUGAGAGUGAAGCCGGUUCAAAGGUUUCGGACCCACAACAUUCACAGAAACUCCUCAGGGUCCUUCGCACGUUUUGGCAAGAGCAAAGUUUCCACGAUGCCCUGCUGGUGGUUGAUGGAGAGGAGCUCCCUGUCCAGAAAAACAUCCUGGCUGCUGCUAGCCCUUAUAUCAGGACCAAGCUGAACUACAAUCCUCCGAAAGAAGAUGGGUCUACAUAUAGAAUUGAGCUGCAGGGGGUCUCCAUGCCCAUCAUGAAACAGAUCCUGGACUAUGUCUUCAGCGGUGAAAUCACUUUGAGUGAUGAGACUAUCCAAGACAUGGUGCAGGCAUCUGACCUGCUCCUCAUGACUGACCUCAAGUCCCUGUGCUGCCAGUUCUUAAAGAGCUGCAUCGCUGCAGAGAACUGCAUCGGCAUCAGGCUCUUCUCUCUGCACUACUGCCUUUAUCAUGUACACUACGCUGCCACUGAGUUCUUGCAGACACAUUUUGGUGAUGUGGCACGCUCUGAAGAGUUCAUGGAGCUGCCCCCGGACCGACUCUGCGAGGUCCUGGCCAUGGAGAAGCUGAAUGUGGGCAAUGAAAAGCAUGUGCUGGAGGCCGUGGUGCGAUGGUUUGCACAUGACCCAGAGGAUCGCAGGGUGCACAUGAAGGAAGUGAUGUCUGCUGUGUGGCUGCACGGCCUUGACGUCAGCUACCUGAGAGAGCAGGCCAUGGGGGAACCGCUGAUGAGAGAGGUGAUCAGAGAGUAUUGUCAGCCAGUGAUGGAGGUUGGUCAGCUGCAUGGUGAGGCUCUGCUCGCCACCUUCAAACCCAGAGGUUAUUCAGAAUGUAUCGUGGUCGCCGGAGGAGAAGAUCGCCAAAGCAGGAAGGCCAGUGCUGUGACACGCUGCAUGUGUCCGCUGUACGACACCAACAGACAGGCCUGGAUCGAGCUGCAGCCAAUGAGCGUAGCCCGCCUCGGCCACGGGGUGGUCGCUGCCGAGGGCUUUCUGUUUGUGAUGGGUGGCACAGAUGAACACAACACAGUCCUGGACAGUGGAGAGAAAUAUGACCCAGACUCUAACAGCUGGAGCCCCAUACCUCCCAUGCUACAGGCUCGUCAGAACUUUGGUGUGGUGGAACUGGAUGGUCUGAUCUACGUUCUCGGAGGAGAGACCAAAGAAACAGAGCUGAUCACUGUCGAGGUGUUUGACCCUCACUACAAUACCUGGAAAAUGCAGACCAGUAUGACCAUGAUCCGCAAGGUCGGCUGCUAUGCCUCCAUGAAUAAGAAGAUCUAUGCCAUGGGUGGGGGCUCCUACGGUAAACUGUUUGACUCUGUCGAAUGCUUUGACCCCAAAACCCAACAAUGGACAGGCCUCUGUCCUCUGAAGGAGAGAAGGUUUGGUGCAGUGGCAUGCGGCGUUGGCUUAGAGCUCUAUGUGUUCGGUGGAGUUAGAAGCCAAGAGAACGACAACCCAGAGCAGAGACAGAUGUUGACCUGCAAGUCUGAGUUCUACCAUGAUGAGAUGAGGAGGUGGAUGUUCUUGGAUGACCAGAACCUUUGUAUCCAUACCAGCUCAUCCUUCGUAUACGGCGCUGUGCCCAUCGGAGCCAGCAUUUACGUCGUGGGAGACCUGGACACAGGAACAAGCUUCGACUAUAUCCGGGAGUUUCGCCGCAGCACCGGGACGUGGCAUCGCACUAAGCAUAUGUUACCCAACGACCUUUCUAAAACAGCCUGCGCCGCCCUGCGCAUCGCUAACUGUCGACUUUUCCGUCUUCAGCUGAGCCAGGGCAUGUUCCGAAUCCGAAUCUGACUCCACUUUUACGCACUGGUACUUUCUAGCUGCUGUAGGUAUGCGUUUAGGGAUUUUGUGAAAACUAAAGUAUCAUAGUCACUAGUUGUUGAGGAUUGUGACUCUCCGUUCAGGGGUUAAUACUCGAGACCCUUUUCCUGUAUAACUUGACCGGACAAAAGCUGACCUAAACAUGUUUUUAAUACUAUAGGUUUACAGGCAUUUUUUAAAAAAUUCUAAAUUGUUUUUGUUUUUUUGGUUUUUUUUCCUCAACAUGGGAUUUUAUUGUUUUUGCUUUUCGUCUUCAUGGACCUUAAUCUUUUGUAAUAUUUACUGGUGGUCUGUUGCUUAGUGAGGGAUUUAAACUGUAACCAAAACUUGACAAGUUAACUACUGUAUUGUUACAUGAGGGACAUGAUACAUAUUUUAAAAGUACUGCUGUGUGUCAAUUUGCAUUUUAAGAUCUGUGGCCAAAUGUGGUCUGGACUAAAGUCUUUAGUCCAGAUAUUUGGAACAGUUGCAGUCGAGGUUAAGACUAAAGAAACUUUUUGUUGUCUUCAGUGGGAAACAAGAAUUUGGUGUCUGAC